AUACCAUCGGCUAGAUUUAGGAACAACUUCCCUUUGCGCCUCUGCAAAAAGCAUCUCGGAGAAAGACCUGAGGUAGAACAAAAGUGGACAAAUGGACUUCAGGGCCCAGCUCAAGUCCCGCUCAGGGCCUAGCCCUGGGGCAGAGCUCAAGACCAGCACCCCGCAGAAAGUCGACUUCAGAUCGGUUUUGGGGAAGAAGCCAGGUGGUUCACCCAAACCUGCACCUGCCACCCCAGCUCCCAGCAGUGCCCCAUCCGACUUCAGGUCCGUGCUUAGCAAGAAGAAGACAGAGGAACCGGAGAAGAACGAGCAGAAACAAACCCCCAAAGCGCCGGUGCCGAAGGACAAACAGAACGGCCUGAACAGCGUGAACGGAGCCACUCCUGAAAAGAAGAACCUGUUUGAGAAAGGACCAGCGGAGAAAAAGACUAACCUGUUUGAGAAAGGAAAAACAGAGCCAAAGACGACACAGGACGUGAAAGCACCAGCAGAUAAAAAGACCAAGAUUGAUGGAGAUGCUACAGAAAAGAAAGGUACCCCCGCGGCAAAAGGAAUUGCAGACAAGAAAGCUGUGGAUGGAGGGGUAGCAGAGAAAGCUAACAAAGUUGCGGACGGGGGCAUUGGAAAGAAGAAGGAUUCAGGGGUCGGGCAGAAGACAACUUCGGGCAAGGCGCCCACAUUCACACAGACGCUGAGCGAUGUCAGCGUGGCGGAGGGAGAGAAGCUGCGGUUACAGUGCGAAGUGACCUCUGACCCUCCAGCUGUCAUCACUUGGUCUUUAGAUGGAAAGGUGGUGAAACCAUCCAAGUUCAUUGUCUUAUCUCAAGAAGGAGGCUUGUGCACGCUCGCCAUAGACAAAGCCCUGCCAGAGGAUAAGGGACGCUACACAUGCAAAGCAGAAAACUCAGCAGGGAAAGCCGAAUGUUCGUGCACGGUUCAGGUGGCCGAUGUCUCUGAUGCAGCAUCAGGUGACAAGAACAGGAAAUCCUCAACAGCCACCACAGAAAAUGAGGCAAGAAUAAAGAAGAAACCAGCACCAAAGUCUCCUACCAAACAGGCUUCUCCCCCUCAGAUUGUGCAGCUCCCUGGAGACCAGACAAUCCGGGCUGGAGAGAAGGUGGAGCUGCUCUGUACCUUUGCAGGGGCUACGCCCAUCACCUGCACUUGGCUGAAGUUCAAGAAGCCGAUCCAGUCAGGAAGCGGAGGCGUAUCCAUUGAGAAUACAGAGACCAGCAGUCAGCUGACCAUCGCCUCCAGCGAGCAGGAUCACUGUGGUUGCUACACACUGGAACUGCAGAACAAAUUUGGCACCAAACAGGCCUCAGUCAAUCUCGCUGUUGUAGAUAAACCUGAUCCACCAGCCGGUGUGCCCGCUGCCUCAGAUAUCCGCAAGUCCUCUCUCACGCUGUCAUGGUACGGUCCCACCUACGAUGGCGGGAGCAUCGUCAAGUCUUACAACAUAGAAAUAUGGAACUCCACGGACAAGGCAUGGACGGAGCUGACCUCCUGCAACAGCACUUCCUACCAUGUCCAGAACCUUCUGGCCGACCGAGAGUACAAGUUCCGUGUGCGAGCGGUCAACAAGUACGGAGUCGGGGAACCAAGUGCAGAGUCCGAGCCCGUCAAAGUGGGAGUGGAGGAGCAGAAAGCGAAAAAAGAAGAAGAGGAAGAGGAAGCUGAGGCAGCAGCCUCUGAUGAUGAUGCUGAGCCGGAGCAGGAGUACAGAGAUGUGGUCGUCAAGAAAGACUGCAGUGUUAAGGACCUCUACGAUGUCGAAGACCGCCUGGGAACGGGUAAAUUUGGACAAGUCUUUAAACUGGUGGAGAAAGGGACGGGGAAGGUGUGGGCAGGAAAGUUCAUCAAAGCGUUCUCCGCCAAGGAGAAGGAGAACGUCAGGCAGGAGAUCGGCAUCAUGAACAGUCUCCACCAUCCCAAACUGGUACAGUGCGUGGACGCUUUCGAGGGAAAAUCCGACAUGGUCAUGGUCAUGGAACUGAUCUCUGGCGGUGAGUUGUUCGAACGGAUCGUGGACGAGGACUUUGAGCUUACGGAACGAGAGGUCAUCAAAUACAUGCUGCAGAUUAUCGACGGAGUCCAGUUCAUCCACAAACAAGGCAUCGUCCAUCUCGACCUCAAACCAGAAAACAUCAUGUGUAUCAACAAGACGGGCAGCAAGAUCAAACUCAUUGACUUUGGCCUCGCUAGACGUCUAGAGGGCUGUGAUUCACUGAAGGUGCUCUUCGGGACUCCAGAGUUUGUGGCUCCAGAAGUGAUCAACUAUGAGGCCAUCAGCUACCCAACUGACAUGUGGAGCAUUGGCGUGAUCUGCUACAUUCUAGUCAGUGGUCUGUCUCCAUUUAUGGGAGACAAUGAUAACGAGACCCUUGCUAACGUCACUUCUGCCACCUGGGACUUUGAAGACGAGGCGUUUGAUGAGAUUUCUGACCAAGCCAAAGAUUUCAUCAGCAGUCUCCUGAAGAAAGAUAUGAAGGCUCGCCUGACCUGUGAACAGUGCUUGGAGCAUAAAUGGUUGAAACAGGACACGAAGAACAUGAAAGCCAAGCAGCUGUCAAAAGAGAGGAUGAAAAAAUACAUCUUGAGACGUCGGUGGCAGAAAACGGGGAACGCAGUGAGAGCCAUCUCCAGAUUCAGUUCCAUGGGAAUGUUGGGAGGUGUGGGCCCAAAGAAAGGAUCUCCUACUGAAGAGAACUCCUCUGCGCCGUUCCUCGAGAGCGCGGAGGAUGAUCGCCAACCCGCCCCGCCUACUUUUACCUCCGUCAUUCAGGACGUGGAGGUGGUGGAGGGCAGCGCCGCCCGCUUCGACUGCGUGAUCGUGGGUCACCCUGACCCAGAGGUCGUGUGGUACAAAGAUGACCAACCCAUCAAGGAGACGCGUCACUUCCAGAUAGAUUAUGAGGAGGACGGUCACUGCAGCCUCGUCAUCUCCGAGGUGUGUCCGGACGACGAUGCCAAGUACACCUGCAAGGCGGUCAACAGCCACGGAGAGGCCAGCUGCACCGCAGAUCUCCUGGUGGAGUUUAUGCAAGAGGAGGAGGCGGAAGGAGAAGGAGAGGAGGAGGAGGAGGAGGAAGAAGAGGAGGAGUGAAGGGCGGUCUGAAAGGUGGAGGAGAGGUGAAGGAAGAGACGGAGCGGCAGAGGAAGACGCGGAGGAGGACAAGUUAAGAAACGACACAGGAGCGAUCAUAUCUUAAGGC
Messenger RNA from Chanos chanos (milkfish), 3215 nucleotides. It is a transcript of the gene mylkb, whose product is annotated as myosin light chain kinase b. NCBI's taxonomy places the organism in Eukaryota, Metazoa, Chordata, Actinopteri, Gonorynchiformes, Chanidae. The record is from RefSeq and is a predicted model, not a curated record. The transcript is spliced from 17 exons. Bases 92 to 3106 code for a protein of 1004 amino acids. Gene Ontology annotation, molecular function: protein kinase activity; ATP binding; protein binding. Gene Ontology annotation, biological process: protein phosphorylation.